Molecule: messenger RNA, 1926 nt
Organism: Solanum stenotomum
Lineage: Eukaryota; Viridiplantae; Streptophyta; Magnoliopsida; Solanales; Solanaceae
Product: putative F-box/FBD/LRR-repeat protein At5g22670
Exons: 4
Coding region: 92-1591 (499 amino acids)
Molecular function (GO): protein binding
Source: RefSeq, a predicted model, not a curated record
GCCGUUCUCCUCUCUCUCUGCAUCUGCAUUCUGCCCAUAGACAGUUUUGGUUUUUGGAUCCCCUUUUGUGCAUCGAAAUCGGAAGAUUAGAAUGGAAACAUCAACAAUGAAUGAGAUUGAUAGGAUAAGUUCAUUGCCCGUUGAUAUACUUCACAACAUCCUUUCAAAUCUCUGUAUUUUCGAUGUGAUUCAUAUGUCUGUAUUGUCCAAAAGAUGGAAAUACAUAUGCACUAUCAUCCCCUACUUCCGCUUUGAUAGUAGUUCCUGUACUUCACUUCUUUACUCAAAUUUAGAGAAAUUCAAAGAAUUUAUGUAUACCUUCUUAAUUUCCCAAAACACGAUUAACCUUGUCCGCUAUACCCUCUCAUGUAGCGAUAUGCUUGAAAGCACAUAUAUGUUGCGGUUGAUUCAUGCAACAACAAAAAGAAAUGUUCAACAACUUGUGUUGUGGUUUUGGCAUCGUGAGCCAUUUGUGUUACCGCAUUGUCUUGUAACUUGUGAAUCUUUGCAAGUUUUGAAACUAAACUUGUGUGAUGAUGUACUUAAACUGCCUAAUCAUUUUGACGGAUUUCGUCAGCUGAAAUUUCUUCAUCUUUGCAGUGUCAAGUUAUCAGAUGAACAUUUGACAAAUUGCUUGUUCUCAAAAUGUCAACUCCUUGAAAAUUUGGAAUUAGUUGAUUGCAAUUUAAAACGUAUGAAGUUGCUGUAUAUUGAUUCGGCAUCUCUUUUAUACAUCACUUUUCUUCAUGGCGAUUAUUAUGACAAUUGUGAAAUCAAAAUUUCUUGUCCGGCUCUCAAAUUCUUAAAAUGUAAAUGUGAGAUUCCAAAGGAUAUAGUAAUCAAGAAUCUCUUUUCAAUAGAAUAUGUUGACAUCAAUUUUCAGGAUAAUGAUGUAAAAUGUGAUGAUUUUGGUUUCUCAUUUGAGAAAACUGGAAUUCUUGUGCAUAAGAUGAUCAAGGAAGUCCCUUCUAUAUCAGUUCUGAAACUAUGCAAGGUUUCCCUUAAGGGUCUGUAUGAAGAGAUUCGCCAAGUAAGACUCUCUCCCAUAUGCUUUAAUAAACUGAAGUCCUUAAAACUGAAAUUGGGUGUUGAUGAAGAUCAUAUGCAAGUUAUGAUACAAUUGCUCAAGUAUUCGCCUAAUCUGGAGGUUCUAAAAUUGUGGUGCGAUGAGGAUGGAGAAUGGAGAGAGAAUUCUCUAAUGUAUUAUGAAUGGUGUGACUUUUGGCCGGCACGAGAAGAUCAAGGCCGGGGGCAUGAGGUUUUCCACCCGACCCCCCUUGGUAAAAAAUUACACUGUACAUAUAAGAUGCAUGAUCCUGAAGAAAGCAUUGUGUGCUUGGACUCUCAUCUAAAGUCGAUUCAGUUGAUUGGUUUCAAAGAUGAAGAAAACGAGAUAGAACUACUAAGGUUUUUUCUGAAGAAUGCACGGGUAUUGGAAAAACUUACGAUUGUUUGGGCCGGUUAUGCUCUGAAAUCAGAAGAGGCAUUGAAGAAAGUAUUGAAUAUUCCUAGAACUUCUUCACAAGUUCUUCUGGCAUUUCACGAUGCCAAGCUCAAACGAAAAUCUACUAACUGGUUGGAUUAUUGUUAAAAAGGGGGAUGAUUGUUAGAUUUACUCUUAUUGGAAUUUUCUGACUUGAAGAUCCAAGUAAGAACCAAACUGUAUUAGACAUGGAUCCUUGUGGUUUAUGAAACUUGUAUGGCUGCAAUAGAGUAACUUGGAAGGUCAAGUCUUGUUUCUACUGGGAAGAAAAAAUUAUGAUGUUGAUGUUUUUGCAACUUGAUAUUCUCACGUUGUUUGUUUGAAAUCAAUAUGUAUUUCAUAGGAACACAUCCUAAUAUGUAAAUGGUAUGUAAGAAAAAAAAAAGAUAUAAAAACUAGUAACAAAAUUACGUGUAAAGGGCACAACUAAAAAGCUGCACUUC